AUGUAUCGUGUCUGUGUGUUCAGAUCUCAGAACGUCAUCGCCUUCUUCAUUGCUUGAAAACCUGCUUUAAGGGUCGGUUCACUCAAACAACUUGUCUCGUCCUGCAGAUAGUUGUGGUUUUAUUUGUCCGUGAGAUAUCCGUCUCUGAGAGUUCUGCCACUACACUGGAGGAUGUGGUAGACUACCUGGUAAAACUUGACAGAGAAAGACAUCAGUCUUCAACAGUCAACAUCGACGCAAAAUGGAGAUUGCAUCGCUCUUUCUAACGCUCACCACACUGCGCGUCACUCCAAACAGAUCUCAGUUCUUUCUGGAAGAAGCCAUCUCUCUGAGCUGUUCGUCACCUGCCGACUCCAGUGGCUGGAUAGUGACCAGAAACACCACCUUUAGGACGUCUGAGGCAUGCAAGAUUCCCUGGAGGAUCCCAAAUGAGUCCUCCUGCACCAUUAAGUAUGCCUUCCCAUCAGACACUGGAGUGUACUGGUGUGAGUCUCAGCAGGGGGAGCGCAGCAACACCGUCAACAUCACAGUGACCAAAGGCGUCGUGAUCCUGGAGAGCCCGGCACUUCCUGUGACAGAGGGAGACGAUGUGACACUUCGCUGUUCCUACAAGGAAGAAAAUCAAGAUGAAUCUACAUCAGAUUUCUCUGCUACGUUCUACAAAGAUGAUGUUUUCAUCGGUACCGAGCCCGCAGGACAGAUGGUCCUCCCCGCAGUGUCCCGGUCUAACCAAGGCUUCUAAAAGUGUAAACAGAGGUGACGUUCUGCCCCUGUAUAUAUAAAAGGAGAGUCACCAAACAGCUGGCUGGCUGUGA
Siniperca chuatsi (mandarin fish) is the source of this 815-nucleotide messenger RNA. RefSeq names its product low affinity immunoglobulin gamma Fc region receptor II-b-like. The record is from RefSeq and is a predicted model, not a curated record. Lineage: Eukaryota; Metazoa; Chordata; Actinopteri; Centrarchiformes; Sinipercidae. Gene Ontology annotation, molecular function: transmembrane signaling receptor activity. The coding region runs from base 242 to 742 and encodes 166 amino acids. Gene Ontology annotation, biological process: cell surface receptor signaling pathway. The transcript has 4 exons.